Carya illinoinensis is the source of this 1161-nucleotide messenger RNA. Its product is annotated as bidirectional sugar transporter SWEET17-like. Gene Ontology annotation, biological process: carbohydrate transport. Gene Ontology annotation, cellular component: membrane. The record is from RefSeq and is a predicted model, not a curated record. The transcript has 6 exons. NCBI's taxonomy places the organism in Eukaryota, Viridiplantae, Streptophyta, Magnoliopsida, Fagales, Juglandaceae. Bases 242 to 1030 code for a protein of 262 amino acids. Gene Ontology annotation, molecular function: sugar transmembrane transporter activity.
UGUCUUAAAUUUGUACGUACGAAAACAACGAUAACCAGCUUGAUGCACGUUGAAUGACUCAAACCAUUGAUCAGGAAGGUGCUUCAAAUUGAAAUCCCAAAUUAAAGAAAAGCGGCUUCGAAACUUUGUUCAAACCAUACGCAAACGUCGUCCCUCUAGCUAGCCAGCCAGUACCUCCCAUUUCUUCACAUUUUUUCUUUCAGAAUUCUUCUUUUCUUUUCGUUUCUUUUUCUGUGUAAACAUGGCUACCCUAAGUUUCUUUGUUGGAGUUAUAGGCAACAUCAUCUCAGUGCUACUCUUUCUUUCUCCCUUAGGAACAUUUUGUCGAAUUGUUAAGCAUCGAACAACAGAAGAGUUUGAGAGCUUUCCUUACAUUUGCACAUUACUGAGUUCAUCAUUAUGGACUUACUAUGGAGUUACAAAGCCUGGAAGCCUGCUUGUGGCUACUAUCAACAGUUUUGGUGUUGUUGUGGAGAUUAUUUUCAUUUCCUUGUUCCUUGUAUUUGCAACUCCAAGGGUUAGGGCGAAGACUGCAACAUUAGUUGCAGUUUUGAAUGUGGGAUUCCUCGCAGGAGUGAUGUUGAUUACUGGUUUUUUGUUGCACGGAGAUAUAAAGAUCGAAGUCAUAGGAUUCUUGUCUGCAGGCUUGAAUAUAGUCAUGUACGGUUCACCUCUGGCAGCCAUGAAAAGGGUGGUGUCAACGAAAAGCGUGGAGUACAUGCCUUUCCUUCUCUCCUUUUUCGUUUUCUUGAAUGGAGGGAUUUGGACUUUCUAUGCCGUCCUUGUGAAGGAUGUCUUUCUCGCAGUGCCAAAUGGGGCUGGAUUUAUUAUGGGAAUAGCCCAGCUGGUUUUAUAUGCAAUAUACAGGAAUCCUAAGUCAUCAUCCAAGAAAAUGUAUGAGGAUUUGGAGGAUCAUGAGUCCCAGCAUGAACACCUUCUUCCCUCUAUCGGUACUUCUAUGCAGGAAAGUAUUUCAGCACACAGCCAAAGGUCUAAUGGCAAUCGUGAUGAGAAAGAGGAAGAUAUGUAGGUAGCUGGCAGCUACUGAUAAAGAUCAAGAGGACUAAUCUAGGAAUUUCAUUUGAAAACCUUUGCACCAGACACUAUUCAUAUAACAUAAUUUGAUUUAUAAGAUUUAAAUAUUAAAAUUUAUAUUCAAAA